GCUCAAACCAAACUUGCAGCGAAGUUAUUUAUCAAGUUUUAAAAGCAAAAAUGAUGUUAACAAUAUUUGGUAUACCACAAAAGAUUACCUACAACGAUUUAAAAAAGUUAAUCCAAGAGGAAUGUAAUAUUAGUCAAUUUUUGCUGGGUGACUUUUUACAAGACAUGAAUGGCACGAAAAAUAUAAAGAUCUGUGUAACUGAUGGAAACGAGGGUGACUUGGUAAAAAAAGGAUUGGAUGGAUAUAAACUGGAUAAAAGUAUUCUCUCUGUGGCUCCAGUAGCUUCAAAAACACACACUGUUGAAAAAAGUAGAGUUGUUACAAUGAACACUGCUAUUCCUUGUACUGAAAAUAUUGAUAAUCAAGUAACCAGUUCUACCAAACCUAUUCUAAAAGUAAAAGAGUUACCUACUGAAAAUAAACUCAGAAAGAAGAAGAGUAAGGCUAAAAGAGCAAGCAAGAAACGGCGUUUAAAGAUAGCAAAAAAACAAGCUCUAAUGAAUGAUGCUUUUCAAAUAGCAACACCAAUCUUUUUUACGGACAUGAUUAGCCAAUAUUCUGCACAGAUUGCACUAACCAUGAGCCAACCAGCUAGUUUUGAUCAGCGAAAAGAAACAACCCCAAGUAUCAAAAUGAGUUUUCCUGUUGUUAAAGAGACAUGUAAAAGAUUAAAAGAGAUGACUAAAGCUGAUGAACUUGUAAUGGAUAGGAUAGGGCAGAAACUGUCAAACUUAGAUGUUAAAGCGACAGCCUCUAAAGAUAAAGAGUUGGGUGUUUGUGUGGUGAUAACAAGUGGUCUUACUGGUCAUCUCAGCCAAGAUGCUGUGGACUUAGUUCUGGAUUCAAUUCAUACUAAGUUGAUAGAAGAUUCUAAUAUUGAAACAAUAUACAUACCAGUGUUCACAAAAAACCCACAAUACAUAGAUGGGACUGUUAUAUUAUUUUGCAAGGAUCAAAAUACGUUCAAUUGGCUUGAACCAGUUGUUCUGAAUCCCGAAUUAAUGAGAGGUAUGCUCCUGACUAUAAAUAAAGUCGAUUUUAAAGAUAAACUUCUAUGUGGCAUUGUAAUACCUGAUAGAGCAGACAUAUUGAAAAAUCCACGUCUUAUAUUACAGUUAUUGAGUCGACAAAAUCUUUGGAUUGAUGUGCAAAGUUGGCAGUUUGUAGGAAGUGAACCUCAGCCACAGAAUUAUUUUAUGAAAGUCUUAAUACCUAGAGAUCAUUGGAAUAUAUUAAUUAGUAGAAAAAGUACACUGGCAUAUUCUUUAGGCUCAGUAUUUGUUAAGUUUUUAGGACAAGCAGAGAUUAAAGUUGAAGAUGUAUCAAUAAGCAGUAUUUAACAGUGGUAGAUUCCACAACAAUAUUGUUGUGUGCACAAAUGGGCCGGGUUGAUCGGUGAAUUACCACAACCAUACAGA
Papilio machaon (common yellow swallowtail) is the source of this 1418-nucleotide messenger RNA. RefSeq lists its product as uncharacterized. The transcript is spliced from 3 exons. The record is from RefSeq and is a predicted model, not a curated record. NCBI's taxonomy places the organism in Eukaryota, Metazoa, Arthropoda, Insecta, Lepidoptera, Papilionidae. The coding region runs from base 51 to 1340 and encodes 429 amino acids.